UCAGUUUCUUCUGUGCCAUUUCAUCUAAGCUUAUAUUAGCACUGUAUAGUCUUAUAGGAGACGAAAUAAGUAGACUGGAGAUCAAAGGUGCCCUACAACACAGCUUCAUAAUCGAGUGAUACUAAGACAUGGCUUCCAAUUCGGGAGAUCCGCCCAAAGACGGCUCAAUAGGGGAAAAGACUGAGAAGAUCCGGCCUCGAAAAGGGUCAGGCUAUUCAGACGCAUCUCCAUCCGAACUCGAACAUCGGGAAACUAAAGACAAUAUACUAGAUGAAGGGGAGAGACGACGUCUAGAAGCCACGGCUAGACUAGAGAAUCCUCUUGCUGGCCUCUCUCCAACACAGCUAGCCCAGCGAGGUGAAGAGUUCUGUACGAAGCACGGCCUCACUGAUGCAGACGAUGUUCGUGCUUUCCGGCUCGGUGCUAUGAUCGCCGGCAACCUGAACAAGUACGACACCGUCGACGAGCUUACCGAUCGUGAAAGAGAGGUGCUCGACAGGGAGAUUACACACAAAUGGUCAAACCCCACAAUGCUCUAUGCCGUCAUCGUCAUCUGCUCGCUCUGUGCCGCCGUUCAAGGUAUGGAUGAGACUGUAGUCAAUGGUGCACAGUCCUUCUAUAAGACGGAAUUUGGGAUAGGAGACCCCAACUCUCAGAGAGAUUCGUGGCUGCUGGGCUUCGUCAACGCCGCACCAUACAUAUGCUGCGCCCUCGUCGGUUGCUGGCUCACGGAGCCAAUGAAUAAGGCUUUUGGACGCCGUGGCACUGUCUUCAUUUCUUGUGCCGUAUCAGCUUUAGCUUGUUUCUGGCAAGCCUUUACAAACACUUGGUGGCACAUGUUCAUCGCCCGUUUCGCUCUCGGGUUCGGUAUUGGCCCAAAGUCGGCUACGACUCCCAUCUUCGCUGCAGAGUGUUCUCCGCCGAAGCUUCGUGGUGCGUUGGUUAUGCAGUGGCAGAUGUGGACUGCUUUCGGUAUCAUGCUGGGAUACGUAAUGGAUUUGGCAUUCUUUGAUGUUCCGGAUCUAUCUGGAAUUAUAGGUCUAAAAUGGCGCCUUAUGAUGGGAUCUGCCCUGAUACCUGCUGUUAUCGUCUGUGCCAUCGUAUACUUUACCCCUGAGUCACCUCGGUGGUACCUUACCAAGAAUCGACAUGUCGAUGCUUAUAAGUCUAUCUGCCAGCUACGCUACGAAAAGGUCCAGGCCGCGCGCGACCUUUUCUAUAUGGACACUCUCCUUCAGAUCGAAAAAGAGACUAUGCACAUAGGCCAGAGCAAAAUCAAGGAAAUCCUUACCAUCCGCCGAAACCGAAAUGCCAUGAUAGCAUCGGAGAUUGUAAUGUUUAUGCAACAGUUCUGUGGUGUCAAUGCCAUUGCAUACUAUUCGACGGAAAUUUUCAUCGACAGUGGCUUCUCGGUUCAGUCUGCUCUCGUGGCUUCGCUUGGCUUUGGCAUCGUCAACUUCUUGUUCGCCCUUCCUGCGUUUUACACCAUCGAUACAUUUGGCCGGCGCAAUCUACUCCUCACUACGUUCCCCCUGAUGUCCCUCUUCCUGUUUUUCACGGGCUUUAGCUUUUGGAUCCCAGAGAGCAGUACUGCGCACAUUGGCUGUAUUGCGUUAGGUAUAUACCUAUUCGGCGUGGUUUACUCUCCAGGUGAAGGGCCCGUCCCAUUCACAUACAGUGCAGAAGCGUACCCGUUAUACAUCCGUCCAAUUGGAAUGUCGCUUGCAACGGCGACGACGUGGCUCUUCAACUCGGUGAUCUCUCUCACAUGGCCGGCGUUGACUCAAGCCUGGACUCCUCAAGGUGCAUUUUCAUGGUAUGCAUCGUGGAACAUUGUUGGCUUCUUCCUCGUGCUCUUCUUCCUCCCCGAGACUAAAGAGAAGACGCUCGAGGAGCUUGACGCCGUCUUCAACGUUCCGCUCCGUAGCCUCGUGCGUUACGGUGCAGAUCAGUUCUUGUACUUCUGGGGCCACUAUAUCUUCCGCCGCAACAUUGCGCCACCUAAGGUCCCAUCCGCGACCCAGACGAUCGAGUACACGAGACAACAAUUCUCCGAGGAGAAGACACACGAUGCAACUGCUCGCGUCUAAACGGCUUGUAUUUCGGCCUCAAGGGUUUAUUAUCCAUUCUUAUUUGCUUUACAAAGAGUACGAUGCUAUGUCACCUUUCUAGCAAGUUGACUAGCAAUGGACGCAAUUUAGGGGCGACGAAAACUACUUAGGUAACGAUUACUUUUCGCGGGAAUGUCUCUCAUUAACAACUUUUGGAUACCCAUUUUGAGAACUACACAUUGAAUUAAAUAAGUAAAUAUGUCGGCAGCGAUGAACGACUUAGGCAUAUAAGGCUAUUACUUUACUACAACUAAGUUUGGUCAUAAAAAAGUAAUGAAACUAGCUGAGUGAAUUGCGUGUUCGGUAGAGCAGCUUAGCAGUCAACUCGUAUCCUAAGAAAGUAAUAAUCAGAGAUCACCUUUCAUCCUCGAGCUCCUUUCCUUUUAAUAAAUAUGGACUUAGUUAAGAUCACACCCUUAUGGAUAGCGAAAA
Daldinia decipiens is the source of this 2543-nucleotide messenger RNA. RefSeq lists its product as uncharacterized. Bases 129 to 2090 code for a protein of 653 amino acids. Gene Ontology annotation, cellular component: membrane. Gene Ontology annotation, biological process: transmembrane transport. Gene Ontology annotation, molecular function: myo-inositol:proton symporter activity. The record is from RefSeq and is a predicted model, not a curated record. Lineage: Eukaryota; Fungi; Ascomycota; Sordariomycetes; Xylariales; Hypoxylaceae. The transcript has 7 exons.